CAGUCGGUCAACCUCAACCUUAACCUUCACUCCAGAUUCUUCUUACACCAAACAACCUAACGGUCGGAUCUGGUUACCAUAUACCAUUGGUCGCUUCGAAGACAUCCUGAGGGACAUUCUUGAUUCAAUCACAAUCGGAAUUCUACGAACGAACAUACCAUCGCUCUAUAGCUAUCGUCAUCCAGCUACUCCUCGUCUCACUUCCCGUUCAUUACGUCGUCAACCAUCAAAGGGAAGGUUGUGACACGCUGCGGAUUACUACACUCUCGUACAUCUCCGACUACCAAUUGUCCUCGAUAUUUUUCGACGCCAAAUAAACAAAUCCCAGACUCCUACCCGUUACCUGAGCAUAACAACAAAGAGCCCCUUACUUCGGUCACCAUGUCUGGACCACGCUCACUGCUCGACAUGGCUCUCAAGCUAGCCAUCGAUAAUGUCCAGGACAUCACUUGCCUGGACGACGUGCCACCAAAAAUCGCUAGCCAGAUCCUCAAAGCCGUCAGAACACCAGAACACCUCCGCACGAUUGAGCUCCAUAGCGGCGACGAGAUCUGCGAGCUGACCGCUGAACACUGGCGCCGCUUCAUCCAACGCAAGUACGGACUUCUCCACAACAAGCACCGCUGGGAACCAAGCAAUCCGAAAUCAUGGCACAAAGUCUACGAGAAGUACGGCAAACUUCAAAAGGAGUCAGACGAAGCAGCCACCGAGGCUCUCAGGGCGACGAUGGCCGCGGCCAACAGCCAAAAAUCAUCACGCACAACCACCAUUGUCUCUGCCCAAGUCGCUCGCAAGCUGCCGGCCCCCAAGGCCCGUUCUUUCGGACCUGGCUUCCGUGGAUUCAGCACCUCCUCAGAUCCGCCCAUGAAAAGAGCAACCUUCCUGCAAAAGGCCACCAGGGAGGCGAAGCAGGACGCACACCGCCGCAAACUCGCCAAGCCUUCCGUCAUGCUGAUGGCCAGGAAGACGGAACUCACCCGGGCUCCUGAAAGAAUGAUUCAAGAGAAGCGUAUCCAAAACCAAUUCGACGUCGAUUCCGCCCCGAUCAUCGAGGGCCCUCGGAUCAGACCCGCAACAAGCUCACGACAACAGAAGGACCGAGAAGCUCGCCUUCUGCUGAUCAAGAACGGAGGAGGAAAAAGUGGCAGCUCCGGAAUGGCUCCCAAUGUGCUGAGCUUUGACGACGACGAGGACGACCACCAUUACGACAACGACCACAGCAACAACAGAGGUGCUUCGGGCGGUGACAUAGACGAUCUUUUCGGCGAUAUGGACGACGAAGACGCUGGCAGCCCCCCUCCCAAGAGCGCCUCACCCCCUUCCAAACCGAAGCGCGGCCUUCUUUCCGCUAGUCCUGGUGCCAACUCCCGACCACGAGCCGCUGCUGCCAGUGCUAGACCGACCUCUACGAGUGGCUCGCCGCCCUCUGCAAAGCCACAGACCACCACCACCACCAGUCGACCUUCAGCUUCGACAUCACAUGCUGGCAGCUCAACUAAUCCCGGACGCCCUCAGCCUGCGGCAUCAUCGUCUUCAGGUAGCCGACCUGGAAGCCCGCCUGGGGCUAAGCGCAAGCAGGUGGACAUCUUCAUGAAGCCUGCCAAGAAAGUUCGUCGAAUUUGAGAGGAGGAUUUCAAAGGAACAGGGUUGUGGUUAGGAAUCAAGGAUCCUCGUGUGGUCUUGGGGGGAAGACUCGAGUAGGACUGUUAUGGCUGGGAAUCAAGGAUCCUCGUGUGGUCCUGGGGGAAAUACUCGAGCAAGACUGUUAUGGCUGGGAAUAAAGGAU
Neurospora tetraspora is the source of this 1786-nucleotide messenger RNA. RefSeq lists its product as uncharacterized. The transcript has a single exon. Lineage: Eukaryota; Fungi; Ascomycota; Sordariomycetes; Sordariales; Sordariaceae. The record is from RefSeq and is a predicted model, not a curated record. Gene Ontology annotation, cellular component: nucleus; elongin complex. Bases 382 to 1623 code for a protein of 413 amino acids. Gene Ontology annotation, biological process: transcription elongation by RNA polymerase II.